AUGGCACCGCGAAUAACGACCUUGAUACGAUCUAUUACUACCGCCAGUGCGACUAGCUCACUACAACCUGUUAUUACCGCCCGAGCUUCGUCUUCACGUGAACGUCUGCGUUUCGUUCGACAGGCAUCUUCUUCUUCUUCUUCCUCACCUUCAUUCGGCUUACGAGCACCUGCACCCGAAGCCCACCCAUUAUCAUACAAAGAUGCAUCUAUACCCUAUCGCAGUGUCCAACUGGUUGACCCCGCUACCAAUCACUUGAUGGAUCCUCAACCACUACGAUCAAUCUUACAAACCUAUGACAAAUCCACGCAUACUCUAGUCCUCGUUAAUAUAGAUAGGGAGACACCUAUAGUGAAAUUGAUCAAUAAGGUAGAAGAAAGGAAAAAAGAAAGAGAAUCAGAAGAGAAAAUAAGAUUAAAGAAAAGAAUGUCAAUCGAAGAAAAAGAAGUUCAAGUUUCAUGGCAAUCUGCAAAAGGUGAUUUAUCACAUAAAUUAGAAUUAGCAAAAUCAUUACUUGAAAAAGGUGAUAGAGUUCAGAUCGUUUUCGCUAAUCGUAAAAAAAGUGAAUCCAUCUCGGAUCCCAAGAAACAAGAAAUAAUAUCUUCUUUCGAUACUGAAUUGGAUGGGGUCGUGGGUAAAAAAUGGAAAGAUGACGAUAAGAAUAAAGGCUUGUGGAUAUUAUAUUAUAAUCCAUUGGAAAGUACAAGAAAUCAAGUUCAAUCGAAGGUGAAAGAUCAAGAAUUAGCUAAAAGGAAAGAAAAAGAAGAGAAAAAAGAAGCUAGAAGGAAAAAGGAAGAAGAAAGAAGAUUAAAAGCUGAAGCUAGAGCUGCUGCUGCCGCUGAUGAAAAUUCUUCGUUGGCAUAG
This is a messenger RNA of Kwoniella shivajii, 864 nucleotides long. RefSeq lists its product as uncharacterized. Gene Ontology annotation, cellular component: mitochondrion. Gene Ontology annotation, biological process: mitochondrial translational initiation; ribosome disassembly. Lineage: Eukaryota; Fungi; Basidiomycota; Tremellomycetes; Tremellales; Cryptococcaceae. The record is from RefSeq and is a predicted model, not a curated record. Bases 1 to 864 code for a protein of 287 amino acids. The transcript has a single exon. Gene Ontology annotation, molecular function: translation initiation factor activity; ribosome binding.